Molecule: messenger RNA, 588 nt
Organism: Camellia sinensis
Lineage: Eukaryota; Viridiplantae; Streptophyta; Magnoliopsida; Ericales; Theaceae
Product: DELLA protein GAI1
Source: RefSeq, a predicted model, not a curated record
AUGGUGUCAAACAUUGACGAUCUCAAGGAAGAUGUGUUUGAGGUAGAGGCCGGCGAAGCCAUUGCUGUCUACUGCCCAUGGUUCUUGAGGACCAUGACGUCACAGCCUCAUCGCUUGGAAGCUCUAAUGAGAGUGAUUAGAAACCGCUUUCCAUGUGUAAUGGUGGUCACUGAAAUAGAGGCAAAUUCAGAUGCACCGACAUUCAUGGACCGGAUUAUGGAAGCUCUCUUCUUUUAUGGUUCAGUGUUUGAUUGUUUUGAGGCUUGCAUUGACCCGUGCAAUCCAAAUAGGAUUACAAUUGAAGCCAUGUAUAUGAGGUAUGCGAUUCGUAGCAUUGUCAUUAGUGAGGGUGAGGAGAGGACAACCAGGCACAUGAAGGUUGACGCUUGGACAGACUUAUUUGCCAGGUUUAAAAUGGUUGAAACAGAGCUGAGCAGUUCAUGUUUGUAUCAGGCAAAACUGAUGGCUAGGAAGUUUGGUUGUGAAAGUUGCUGCACAAUUGAUAUGAAUGGGAAGUGCCUACUUAUUGGGUGGAAGGGAACACCAAUUUCUUCUGUCUCUGCUUGGUAUUUCCUCCAAGAGCUAUGA